CUCGCUUAUAAAUUCAGUAAGCGACUAGCUCAACACCAUCACUUCUUCAUCACCCCAUCCACCACCAACUGAGCAUUGCAACAUCUAUCCCACUUCUUCAGAUUUCGAGCUGAAAACACAAAGUCCAAGAAACCAACCAUGGCCGGUGCCAAGAGACUUGCUCAACUGGCAAAGAAGUGGCAAAGGGUGGAAGCACUCGGGAGGAAGAGGCUCACUGUGUCAGCCAAAGAAGAUCAAGGCUGCUGCAGUUCUGUACCAGCCAAGGGCCACUGUGUCAUGUACACGGCCGACGGGAGGCGUUUCGAGGUGCCCUUGGUGUACCUCAGCACCACGGUCUUCGGCGAGCUCCUGAGGAUGUCUCAGGAGGAGUUUGGCUUUGCAAACGAAGGCAAGAUCACACUGCCUUGUGAUGCCGCAGUGAUGGAGUAUGUCAUGUGCUUGCUGAGGAGAAGCGCCUCCGCCGAGGUCGAGAGUGCAUUGCUCAGCUCUAUGGUGACGCCCUGCCACUACACUGGCUGCGUCAUUGAAGCAACAAUCUGAUCUAUGGUGACGUCUUGCCACUACACUGGCUGUGGGAUGCCUAAUGUCAGAGCCAGCCAACAGAUUUGCUGUCUGUAGCUUCUCAAGAACAUGCAUGCAGAGGCCCUGAUGAUGUCCUCUGUUUUGAGUACUUUGCCUGGGUAGUGUAAGAUAGUUAGACAGUAGAUAAUAGGGGCAGCAAAAUUGUAUGUACAGCAAUCUGAUCAUCAAUGCAACAAAGCAGCAUUAUGGCCACCAGCAGUAUGCAUUCUUCUCUUAAUUACAUUUCCGUUUCGU
This is a messenger RNA of Triticum aestivum (bread wheat), 816 nucleotides long. RefSeq names its product auxin-responsive protein SAUR36-like. Gene Ontology annotation, biological process: response to auxin. Lineage: Eukaryota; Viridiplantae; Streptophyta; Magnoliopsida; Poales; Poaceae. The coding region runs from base 139 to 540 and encodes 133 amino acids. The transcript has a single exon. The record is from RefSeq and is a predicted model, not a curated record.